Molecule: messenger RNA, 1281 nt
Organism: Helobdella robusta
Lineage: Eukaryota; Metazoa; Annelida; Clitellata; Rhynchobdellida; Glossiphoniidae
Exons: 1
Coding region: 1-1281 (426 amino acids)
Source: RefSeq, a predicted model, not a curated record
AUGCUUUAUAAACUGAUGGAUACUAGUAAAAAGUUAAAAUUGAAAUUAUUAUACUUGGUUGUUGUCUGCGCGUUCCUCCUAACAAUCCAUGAACAUUUCAACAAAAAUUGCAUCAUUCGUCCAGCCACACCUCCAAGAGGUUUCGUAACUUCGACACCAAAUUUUUCAACUCAAGCACAACUUCUGUCCUUUCAAAUAUUUUCAUCAUCUCUGUACGGCAAUCAAACACAAUCGUCAUCUCUUUAUGUUCUACCGUCUUCUUCAUAUGAAGAUCCAUUCGAAUAUGAUGAUGAACCAGAUUUCAGAGUUAUAGUUUUAACAUACAAACGAUUUGAAUCGUUGAAACUCCUUUUAAGCACUUUACAAGAUUUAGAGAUGGAUGGAGACUCGUUGCAUGUCGAUAUCUGGAUAGAUAGAGAUGAAAAGAAAAACACAGUUGACAAUAAAACAUUACAAGUUAGUAAAAGUUUUGCUUCAUCUAACAACUACACAUCGGUUCAUGUCCAGGAAAAGCAUGCCGGAUUAUACAAACAGUGGCUACUCACCUACAAGCCAAAACGUGAUGACGAAAUAGUCCUGUUUGUUGAAGACGACCAAGAGCUCUCCAAAUAUGGUUAUCGAUGGUUAAAAGCCGUUCAUGCCAAGUAUUCAUUUUACGAAGAUUACUUGGGAUGUACGCUUCGAUUGUUAUCACCCGUACACCCGAUGAAAAUUAAGUUGGCAGGGAACGAAUCAGUCUUCAUGCACAGAGUAUUCUCCACACAUGCCUUCAGUCCAAAACCAGCAAAAUGGAGGCAAUUUCAAAACUGGUUCGCUUCUCAUUGGAAAAGAAAUGGCUUCAAACCAUACGUCCCCGGAAUCAGGCCAACAUCGUGGUAUAAAUCAUUUGAAAAAAAGAACACAACACACCACAUGUGGUCCAUGUGGAUGUUGUACUUUUCUUAUGUUGAACAACUAUUUACGGUCUACAGCAAUCCUGACAUUUUUGUUAUCAAAGCUUCAACAAAUUUUUCUUACACCACCCCAUCACACGUUAACAAAAGUGUGAAACUGAAUGCUACGAGUAAAAAUCUGCAAAUUAAGAAAAAGCACAAAUGUUUGAAUAAUGACAGGCAAGAAAAAGGUUUGCAUUUCUCAGCUUCUAAACAGAAUAACAAGUUAAAAAACGCUCAAGACGUUAAAAGAAAUUGUAUAUUGUUGGAUUUUUGGGAUGAAAAAUUUGUUUUAUUUUCUAAUAAUAUAACGAAAAUUGAUUGGGACGGUGGACAAGUAUUUCCAUAA